AUGGAAUGGAAAUUGGGCACAACGAAUGGCCAAACGGUUGCCGGUGGGAAUGGACAAGGAAAUGAGGCUCAUCAAUUGUCUAACCCGUUUGAUGUGAUUGUCAACAAAGAAAGAGAGAGUCUCAUCAUCUACAAUUAUUCGAAUGCACGAAUAGUUCGAUGGCUUCGUCGAAAUGGAAUAAGUGGAGAAACGAUCAUCUCGAACAUCGAUUGUUGGAGUUUGACAAUGGACGAAAAUGGAUCUCUCUAUGUCGUUGAUAAUGAAAAACAUGGAUUGAGACGAUAUCAAAGAGGAGAAUCUCAAGAAACAGUAGUUGCAGGUGGCAAUGGAAGUGGAAAUCGACUUGAUCAACUCUCUAACCCCUAUCAUGUAUUCAUCGAUCGAGAUCACUCAGUAUACGUAUCUGAUUAUGGAAAUCAUCGUGUGAUGAAAUGGAUGGCAGGUGAACAACAAGGCAUUGUCGUGGCUGAUGGUCAAGGAGAAGAAUCGAACCUGCUCAAUGUGCCUGUCGGUUUAUCAUUCGAUCGACAUAGCAAUCUCUAUGUCGUCGAUUACGGAAAUCAUGGAGUACAAGAAUUCAAUAUCAAUUCAAAUAAAUAA
Molecule: messenger RNA, 600 nt
Organism: Rotaria sp. Silwood2
Lineage: Eukaryota; Metazoa; Rotifera; Eurotatoria; Philodinida; Philodinidae
Source: the annotation of a GenBank genome assembly